Molecule: messenger RNA, 1588 nt
Organism: Sardina pilchardus (European sardine)
Lineage: Eukaryota; Metazoa; Chordata; Actinopteri; Clupeiformes; Clupeidae
Product: cyclin-O protein B
Exons: 3
Coding region: 14-1108 (364 amino acids)
Biological process (GO): regulation of cyclin-dependent protein serine/threonine kinase activity; mitotic cell cycle phase transition
Cellular component (GO): cytoplasm; cyclin-dependent protein kinase holoenzyme complex; nucleus
Molecular function (GO): cyclin-dependent protein serine/threonine kinase regulator activity
Source: RefSeq, a predicted model, not a curated record
GGCCUGCGUAAUAAUGUCAAUAUUAAGUGACUCUGGAUUUGAGGAGGACUUCCAUAGCCCGUCUCCACCUUCCACUCACCGACCAGCCUCUCAAGCGCAGGAAGAUGCCGGGCGAUACCUGUUGGUGGCUGACUGGCAGCUGUCCCCUGAUUAUGAUGAAAAUUGCUUCAACACUCAGAAACGAAACGAAAAAGAAUUUCUAACGAGCGACUGUUUAGCUCAUCAGCCGCAGAUAAACGCCGAAGCUCGCUGUAAACUUGUGAGUUGGCUCAUCGCUGUGCACAGACAUUUCGAGCUGUCCUUCGAGUCCUGUUGUCUUGCCGUUAACAUCAUGGAUCGCUUCUUGGGCACCACUGCUGUAGCGUCCGACUGCUUCCAGUUGCUUGGCGUCACUUCGUUAUUAAUAGCCAGUAAACAGGUGGAAGUGUGCUCUCCACGCAUCAAGCAGCUGCUGUCCCUGUGCUGUGGCGCCUUCUCACGGGAGCAGCUCUGUAACCUAGAGUGCCUGGUGCUUCUGCGUCUCGGGUUCCGUCUGGCUGCCCCCACACUGGCCUUCUUCCUGCAUCAUUACACCCUCUCAGCCAAUCACAUUCUACGCCAGGACCCUUUCAUUUGCACCAGACUAUCGAAGGAGAAGUCAACCAAUCAUGGCUUAACCCAGGACUCGUUAGCCAGUCUUGGCCAACCACAGGAGAACUCCAUGACCUGCCACAGCUCACAUGAUCUUACUCCCAGGCCGAGCCCUCAGCAGCAGCACAAUGAGGAGCUCAGGUGCAGUCCAAACAGUUUGCUGCACCUCCAGUUGGUUGAGCGAUGUGGGAGCUUGGCACGGCGGAUAUGUGAGCUCAGUUUGGCCGAUUAUGCUUUUAACUGUUACUCGCCGUCAGUGACGGCGCAGAGCGCUCUAAGACUGGCCCUGGAGCUGCUGGGGGUGAGCAGCGCUUGUCUGCAGGGCUGCUCUCCUGUGGAGGGACCUGACCUCAGGCUGCCACUGGGAGGAGACAGUGAGAAGGACCUUCUUCAGAACUGCACUGAGAAACUCAAGCUCCUUGUGUCACUCAAUCAAACGGCCUUGCAGACUCUAAUGAAUCUUCAAAAUAGCGAGUAGGGAGGAUUUCUGAAGUUCUACUUUUACUAGCAAUCCAUAUUUCUACAUUUACUUCAAGAAAAGAAUCAGUGAUGCAGAACAUCUUGACAACCAAGUCCUUUCUUUUUCAUUGCAUGUCAUAACAGAGUCACCUCAGUAUGCAGAUUUCACUGAAAUACUCACAUGCAUGCCAAGUUUGCCAACAGCGCAUUUUGAUUCUCUGUGUGACAAGUCUGUAUAGGCCUACAGCCUUACAUGACAGAAUGUGUUUUGUGCUCUCGACCUCAGUAUAGGGAUUAAGUUACUGGUAAAAAUGAAGUUUUAUCAUUAUACGUUAAAUUAUAUUUGACUUGAAAGUCACUUUGUCUUUAUUUUGUUAUAGUAAGCUGAGAAAAAAGUCAAUCACUGUCUGUUUUAAGAAUCAUAAUGUAAGUAACAGUAUUUAUAUUGUUUGUCAUUGUAUUUAAAUAGGGGAUAUUCUGUUUAAAUUAAACAUUUACA